UCCUACUUGGACAUUGAAGCAGAACUAAGCUUGGCGGACAAGAAGAAGAGGGACCUCCGUGCAGAGGACGCGACCGAGGAAGCAGAGAAGCUAGCCAUGAAGGAACUGGGGAUAAACAGGGCUAAGUUGUUUGGUUGGCCAAACACCUACGUUUUCACCAAAGCGAUGGGUGAGAUGUUGCUUGGACACUCGAGAGGAGAUCUGCCGAUGGUUAUUUUACGCCCAACGAUCAUAACAAGCGUUCAGAGUGAUCCACUGCCGGGUUGGGUCGAAGGAACACGGACGAUCGACAGCGUGCUCAUAGGUUACGCGAAGGGGAAGAUCACAUGCUUCUUUGGAGAUCUCGAUAUCAUCAUGGACGUGGUGCCCGGGGACAUGGUGGUGAAUGCGAUGAUGGCGACCAUGGCAGCUCACUCGAAGCAGCAGGCCGAGUUCACCUACCACAUAGGCUCGUCCGUGAGAAAUCCAGUGACAUACGCCACCCUGGAGCAUUGUGGAUUCCGUUACUUCCUUGCCAACCCUCGCGUCGGGAGAGAUGGAAGUGUCAUGCCGACAAAGAGGCUUUCUUUCAUCAAAAGCAUGGUCCUUUUCCGCGUCUUCAUGACUCUGAGAUACAAGCUGCCAUUGGAGGUAAUGCACCUGGUCAAUCUAUUAUCUUGUGGACGACUCGCUCGCGGAUACAAUGAACUCAACCGGAAGUACAAGUUCAUGAUGUAUCUUGUUGACCUUUACAAACCCUACGUCUACUUCGAUGGAUGCUUUGAUGAUCUAAACAUGGAGAGGUUGAGGAUGGCGGUGAAGAAGGACGACGCAGAGGCCAAGAUGUUUGAUUUUGAUCCCAAGCACAUUGAUUGGGAGGACUACUUCAGUAGCAUUCAUAUCCCAGGUGUAAUGAAAUAUGCAUUCAAGUGAGCCAUCAAAGAUGAACAACAGGAUGUUCGAUGCGCUAUCUAUUAAAAUUUUGUUGUCGGAUGUAAACCCCUCUUGGUGGAAAUAAGAUAUAAAUUGAAUA
Molecule: messenger RNA, 1012 nt
Organism: Musa acuminata subsp. malaccensis (wild Malaysian banana)
Lineage: Eukaryota; Viridiplantae; Streptophyta; Magnoliopsida; Zingiberales; Musaceae
Product: probable fatty acyl-CoA reductase 4
Biological process (GO): suberin biosynthetic process; long-chain fatty-acyl-CoA metabolic process
Cellular component (GO): intracellular membrane-bounded organelle
Molecular function (GO): alcohol-forming very long-chain fatty acyl-CoA reductase (NADP+) activity
Source: RefSeq, a predicted model, not a curated record